AUGGCUUCCAAUUCUCUUUAUGAUAUGCUUGUAAAUGACUCUGACUUCUCUGAAUCUGAUGAUGAUUUGGAGAUGCUCAAAGCUGUUACUAUGGAUGAAGAACUACUAGAUAGUGAGAUAGAAUCAAGCUCAUGUCGUGGUUCUGUUCGAGGUCGUAAAGUCAUUCAUCGUGAUCAUAUUGAAGGUCAUGAAAGGUUUUUUCUCGACUAUUUUGCUGAAUUGCCUGUAUAUCCUCCUGAGCUAUUUCGAAGGAGGUUUCGGAUGAAGCGUUCACUUUUUCUUCGAAUUCAAGCUGCAGUAGAAGCGCACGAUCCAUACUUUCUCCAAAAAAGAAAUUGUGCUGGAAAGCUUGUUGUUGAUAUUUUUUCUAAUGAGUAUUUGAGGUCACCAAACAGUAAUGACAUCGCUAAACUACUAGCGGUUGGUGAAAGUCGUGGAUUUCCUGGAAUGCUGGAGAGCAUUGAUUGUAUGCAUUGGAAAUGGAAAAACUGUCCGACUGCGUUGAAAUGUAUGUAUACUAGUCACAUUCAUGAACCAACAAUUAUUUUGGAAGCUGUUGCAUCAUAUGAUCUUUGGAUUUGGCAUGCAUUUUUUGGAUUACCUGGGUCUCAUAAUGAUAUCAACGUGCUAGAAAGGUCUUUUGUAUUUACCGAACUUGCUCAAAGGCGUGCUCCUGCAGUCAAUUACACCAUCAAUGGCAAUGAACAUACAAUGGGAUAA
Messenger RNA from Camellia sinensis, 720 nucleotides. Lineage: Eukaryota; Viridiplantae; Streptophyta; Magnoliopsida; Ericales; Theaceae. The record is from RefSeq and is a predicted model, not a curated record.